This is a messenger RNA of Plutella xylostella (diamondback moth), 2427 nucleotides long. RefSeq names its product citrate synthase (gene kdn). Lineage: Eukaryota; Metazoa; Arthropoda; Insecta; Lepidoptera; Plutellidae. The record is from RefSeq and is a predicted model, not a curated record. Gene Ontology annotation, biological process: tricarboxylic acid cycle; citrate metabolic process; carbohydrate metabolic process. Gene Ontology annotation, cellular component: mitochondrial matrix.
AAAUAUCCCAAAAAAAGUUACUUCAAGUUGUCUGUGGUCAUCGAUCGCCCGCGUUGUCACUGUGACGGUCGUGGUUUUGUGAACUCGUAUUCGUUCGGUGGGAUUGCAAAUAUGGCACUCUACAGGAUUACAUCUACCAAAUUUGCUGAAUUACAGAAAGCAUGCCCGGCCGCGUCGAUUCUUCUGAGGAACCUGAGCUCAGAAGAAACGAACCUGAGGACCAUCCUGCAGGACAAGAUCCCUAAAGAACAGGAGAAGAUCCGCGAGUUCAGGAAGAAGUAUGGCAACACCAAGGUCGGGGAGGUCACCGUCGACAUGAUGUACGGAGGCAUGCGAGGCAUCAAGGGUCUCGUGUGGGAGACGUCUGUCCUGGACCCCGAGGAGGGCAUCAGGUUCCGCGGCCUCUCUAUCCCGGAGUGCCAGAAGGUGCUCCCGAAAGCCCCCAACGGCGGGGAGCCCCUGCCCGAGGGUCUCUUCUGGCUGCUGGUCACCGGGGAAGUCCCGACCAAUGCCCAGGUGCAAGCCCUGUCCAAGGAGUGGGCGCAGAGGGCUGAGCUGCCGGCGCACGUGGUGACCAUGCUGAACAACCUGCCCAGCAAGGUGCACCCCAUGUCCCAGUUCUCGGCGGCCGUCACCGCGCUCAACAGCGAGAGCAAGUUCGCCAAGGCCUACUCCGAGGGCGUGCACAAGUCCAAGUACUGGGAGUACACGUACGAAGACUCGAUGGACCUGAUCGCCAAGUUGCCCGUGAUCGCGGCGACGAUCUACCGCAACACGUACCGCGACGGGAAGGGCAUCGGCGCCAUCGACGACAACAAGGACUGGUCGGCCAACUACUGCAACAUGCUCGGCUUCGAGGACCCCCAGUUCACCGAGCUGAUGCGGCUGUACCUUACUAUUCACAGUGACCACGAGGGCGGCAACGUGUCUGCGCACACCACGCACCUGGUCGGGUCGGCUCUGAGCGACCCCUACCUGUCGUUCGCGGCCGGCCUCAACGGACUGGCCGGGCCACUGCACGGACUCGCCAACCAGGAGGUGCUGGUGUGGCUGGAGAAGCUCCGCAAGCAAGUGGGCGACAACGUGACCGAGGACCAGCUCAAGGAGUUCAUCUGGAAGACGCUCAAGUCCGGCCAGGUCGUGCCCGGAUACGGACACGCCGUGCUCAGGAAGACUGACCCCAGAUACACAUGCCAGCGUGAGUUCGCCCUGAAGCACCUGCCCAACGACCCGCUGUUCAAGCUGGUCGCCAUGGUGUACAAGGUGGUGCCGCCCAUCCUCACCGAGCUGGGCAAGGUCAAGAACCCCUGGCCCAACGUGGACUCCCACUCCGGGGUGCUGCUACAGUAUUACGGUCUGAAGGAGAUGAACUACUACACGGUGAUGUUCGGAGUGUCGCGCGCGCUGGGAGUGCUGGCGCAGCAGAUCUGGUCCCGCGCGCUCGGCCUGCCCAUCGAGCGGCCCAAGUCGCUCAGCUCAGACAUCCUCAUCAAGACCUACGCCAAGUAGACCCCACACACACAACCCACAGCAAACCCCCACAGCUUGUCUCACACUAAACACCACACAAUAAGAGAAUCUUGUCAACUUUUCACGUAGUCUUAAAAAAGGUGUGAAUGCAUUUUGUUUAAUUUAACAUUUAGACAUCUCGUGAAUUGAAUUCAAUUUCAAUGUACUUAUUUAUUUCUGUGAUGAAAAUAUUGUGUAUUAAAACUUAAUAAUUUAUUUUUUUAUUGUGGUAUUUAAGUGAUCGAUUGUAACAAUCAUGGUGGUGUGAUACAACUGUCCCCCGUAGUGAAGGAACGUAGCGGGAUAGGCGUCGUCGCGGCGCCUCUAGUUAAUGUAACAUGGUAUGCUGUGCAUACUGUUUUAGUGUAAUCUUGUUGUAUUUCCAUUACUUCAUGGGCUGAGCAAACACUGUAGCGAGUCUUAUAAGCAGUUUACUCAAUAUUUAAAGCUUGAAUGAACAUAGUUUUCUGUAUGAGCGCCGAGCAUAGAGCCGCUACACGCGACGGUGUGAUCGUGUAUGUAUCGGGUACGACGAGACGCAAGUCUCUAGUCGACUCUUGGGCUUCUUUACUUUCUGUCAUCAUGUUUUAUUUAUUUUCUUUCAUAUUUUUAACUUUAAGUAGACAAUAAAGUUACCAAAGUGUUAUCUUAAUUUCAUCAUUGUUUUACUUGUAAAUGUAUUUAACGAAUACAUAAAGUUAAUGUAACAACUGAUACAGCUAAAGUGCCCAUAUCUAUGCGGUUGAGUUCAUCAUGAUUUGUAGCAAUACGUUCGUGCUAGUGUUACACGAAAACUAUUUCUGUUAUUUAUUGCAGUUUAAAUUAGGAUUAACUUAACGAGGUGAGAUCCUCGUUUGGUGAAAACAAUACAAUACAUCUUUGACAAUACUAUAAAUAAAUCGGGACGGUGUAGAUCAA